Molecule: messenger RNA, 1752 nt
Organism: Prorocentrum cordatum
Lineage: Eukaryota; Dinophyceae; Prorocentrales; Prorocentraceae
Source: the annotation of a GenBank genome assembly
CUUCCCCCUGUGGAGUCAACCCCCUGUGCUGGUGUUGGUGCCCAUUUUCCAGGCCUCCUAAAAAAGUGGCUGGGGCUAGCCCUUCCACUCUUUCCAGCCCAGGCCAGUUUCCUUUCAUCAUUUCCUCCAGCCCUGGCGUCCGUCCGUAGCCAUCUUGGCUCCAGUGGCCCACGGAGCGGGGGCAGUCUCGCCAGGGCCCGCCGUUGGUCUCAGUCGCCGCUCUCGGGGAAACCACCAUGAGUUUGCACAGUUGCGCGAUGGGCGCCUUCUUCUCGACGGUCUCGGCCGAUGCGGACGCCCAGCUCGCGCACGUGAAGGCGCAGUCGGAGGCGGAAGCGGACGCCCAGCUCGCGGCCGACGAGAAGCGCGUGAAGGCGGAGGCGGAGGCGCCGAAAACGAGGUCUAGUUCGUGGACCGUUAAUUGCAACCACAGAAGGAUGGGGGGGCCCGAGCUGGAGCCCCUCCUUUGCGUUCACCGACGUCAUCGACGUGGCGUGGCUCGUGGACCUCGCGGGCGGCAGGGUGAUGCCCGAGCGCAAGGGCGUGGUGCCCGCGUGGCAGGGGUUGCCGCCAGAGGCGAAGGUGUCCAUCACGGAGCUCCGCAAGACCACGUACAGCAACGGGCUCUCCGUGGCAAUCCUGCGCUACGGCUGGGCCACCAGGCACCGCCCUGACCCCACCGUGGAGCAGCUGCGCAGGCUCCUGCCAGCGUUGCGGUCGACGGCCAACGGGAAUCAUCUGAACGGUGGGGGCGCUUGGGGCGACUGCGCCACACGGGGCCUCGUGUGGGACUUCUUGUCGCAGCGCGGGUACACGGGCUACAAGGCGGAGCGCGACGACCGCACCGAGUACCAGCUGAAGCGCUUCGCCAAGGGCCUCGCGAGCAUCAACAUCUGGUACGCCCACAAGAGCGUUACAACGCUGGUGUGCGACUGGCCGAUGCCCGCUGGCGUGGGGAACCAGCACUCCAUCGACCAGCGCGGUUGGUGUGUUUUCGAGCGCUGCCUGAGCAGCAUCGUCAAGCGUGCGAGCUGCUAUCUGCACAUGAGCAGGUUACCCUCGGGCGCAGAGAACAAAGCCUGGUGGAAGGUGGCGCGGCUUUGCAAGGGCAAUCGCGAGCCCAUGAUUACCCCCGACGCGCUUGAGCAGAUGAUGCGUGAGGGCAUUGCUAGCGGCGCGCUAAAAUUUACCAAUGGCAUGGGCGCGACCAAUAUCUGCGUCCCGCAGUACCACGAGGCGUUUGCCAGGCUCCUCAGCAAGACCACUCGUCUAGAUUAUCCGAAGCUCGGUUGGGGCCCGGACCAGGGGACGCAGCUGGCGGCCGCGUUCGAGUAUGCGCAGCGCGCGGGCAUCACCGCGGCAGCAGAGACGCUCAACCUCUGGGACAACAGUCUCGGCAGCGAGGGGAUCCGGGCCAUCGGCAGGGUGGUCGAGCGGACGCGCUGCCGAAGCUCCGCUGGCUGUACAUCGAAGGCAAUCGUCAUGACCGCCUCGCGCAGGCGUGGAUCAAGAAGGUGGCCAACGCUGCACGAUGUGCAACUGUUGCAUGAUGUGCGAGGUCCCCGCGUCUCGUCCUGCCUGUGCCCCCCGGGGAGUGAUUCCAGCACCCUUUCGCGGCUGACCUGCACUGCGGUGAGGCGCCCGCACUCGCCGAAUUCAAGUCGGCCUUGCAUGGUCUUCUGCCGAGAUGAUGGUGUCAUCAUUCCAUAGUCACUAGUAACUACCAGCUGGCCUCUUGUCGUUGUCGCUGAA